Messenger RNA from Macrosteles quadrilineatus (aster leafhopper), 1954 nucleotides. RefSeq names its product extracellular tyrosine-protein kinase PKDCC-like. Bases 405 to 1718 code for a protein of 437 amino acids. Gene Ontology annotation, molecular function: ATP binding; non-membrane spanning protein tyrosine kinase activity. Gene Ontology annotation, biological process: protein phosphorylation. The record is from RefSeq and is a predicted model, not a curated record. Lineage: Eukaryota; Metazoa; Arthropoda; Insecta; Hemiptera; Cicadellidae. The transcript is spliced from 6 exons.
AUUCGAUUCUCGACUCUCGACAGUCGGACCUCGAGCACCGACCGGAUCAUACACACAGCUGUGGACAACCAACACUCAAAAAUCAGCUGAUCGAGUAGUGUUUGUAGGCAGUGUGAUGGUGAUAAAACGCGGGGUUAAGUGUGAUAACGCGCGUAAUCGGUCGACAAGCGAACAGCUGAACAAGGCGGUGAGGUGGCUACAGAUCAAUACGUGACUUUGAGGUUAUGCUGUAACAGUGAGUUGAAUCAUCUAAUUAUUAAGUAUUUUAAUAAAUUUUCGGUUAUGUGUUUUAUAAAUCUCAAAAUACGUUUCUUAUUAUGAUUUACGAACUUUAAAAAUAAUUGUGACAGAAAUCUUUAUGUUAGGUGAACUAUUUUUGCAUAUAUUUUCAAAGUGUCUUCAACAUGUACUUCACUUCUCCCUUUCUUCAACUCCGUUCUUCAGGAGUUUGUCUCUUCAUCUCAGUCUACUUCUUCCUCUUCCUAGUGGCCAGCAUAGUUCUCUUCACUCCCAUGUUCCGUGCCUCCUUGGACCACAGAGUUCCUCCCCCUAGCUACCGGAGCGACCCUGACAACUCCUGGGAGAACUCGCUGUUCCUGAACCUCAGCGGGUUUUCCUCCGCCCCCAGAGGACUCCGGUGGCCCGUGCCGUCCUCCGGUCCCAUCAACUGCUCAACCCUCCACGAGGUACGCGACCUGGAGUUUGUCGCCGCCGGAUGGACCAAGGCUGUGUACAAGGGAGUGUUCCGUGGAAGUCCUGUAGCGGUCAAGACGGUGAACCUCAACGGGCACGACUUCCGCCAAUGUCAAGAGAGUAAACCACAGGCUUCUCUGGCUACUUGCUACCGUAGAACUGCUGCGAAACUGCUCAAGGAACUUAUCCUGCUGACGGAGUUGCAGCAUCAAAACGUUAUCAAGAUACUAGGAUCUUGUGUGCCUGAUGCUGUGGGGCCGGUAGUGAUUGCUACAGAACUGGGAGAACCUUUGGAUACUGUCCAUCUUCUGCAGCUAUCCUGGGAACAUCGCCUCCAGCUGGUCCACGGAGUAGCGAGUCUUCUCUACCACCUGGCCCACUCUCCUCUCGGAUCUCUCGCCAUGAACGACCUGCGUCGCCAACAGUUUGUGUUGGCCGGAGGUGUCCUCAAGUUGUCCGAUGUAGACGACAUGGGCGUCUCUGAACCUUACUGUGAGACAGACCUAGACUGCAGCAGACAUCUCCAGCCUAACAUGACUGAUCGAGGGUUGACGAGGUGCGUAGACAGCCAGUGCAGAGGACACAACGAGAGGCUCAACAUCUGGAGAGCUGGCCAACACUUUGUACGUCAGCUGUUGCCGCUGAGAGCUCCGUCUGCGCUGGAGCCACAGAUACAUCAGCUGCUGGAGGCGUACAGUGACACGUCUUGGAGCUCAGAGAGGAUACUGGCUGCCACGGAGCAGCUGCUCCGCUCAUACACUGGUCACAGGGGAACGUACGAGGAUUUCCCAGACAGUGAUCUGCCAGGACAGUUUGACUAUUGGUGUAGACACAGUGAGGACCCUGUCAGCUGUAGAUACACUGUCAGCAAUACAGAAGAGGCAGUGUCUCUAUGCGACGGUGACCUCUUGUGUCGUGCUAUCAUCAUCAGACAUGAGCAUGAUAAAAUUCAAGCGACGCUCAAAAAUGGGUUCGCACCCCCCACCAGCCGUCCAGGGGCGUAUUUACUGCUUAAGCCGAGAUGAUUCCCCCUUUACCCCCCUACGGUGUCCUCUAGUCAUCUGCCAGACCUCUGUGAUAUAGACUUAUGAUAAUUGUCUCGAUGUGAUAUAACAUUUUGUAACUUUUUCAUGUUGUGAUAUUGUGUAUUUUUGUAUAUUUGUUAUUGUUUUAUAUGGUUUGUACUGAUUAUUGUACGUAUUUACUGAGGCUUUGUACUUGUGAAAUAUAUUGUUAUAAAUUUAUUUCUACAAUUGUCUAA